AGAGAGAGAGACAGAGAGAGAGAAAGAGAGGGGGGAGCGCUGUGAAAGUAGGGUUGUAGCUUUGGCUGGGAAGACUGUCCGGAAGGCUGUCCUGCCAAUUUCGCAGUUUUACCCCUUCUUUCCACAAGGACAGCUCCGCAUCCGAAGCGUGUCGCGGCUGCUGCGUAAAGCCCGAAGACGGGGCUAAACUGGAGCUCCACUGCAGUGUUACGGUCGCUCCGAUUGGAUAUCCAAUGGACAACAGGUGUUUUUUUAAAGGCACGUGGUGGUGUAUAGGGUUGACACACUGACUGGUUCUACAAAAGAAAGCAGCUCAAAUACAGAUGUACCUCUGAUGCCCCCGGCCAGUCUGAGCUCAUGGUGUGUGCUCGCUGGGGUAAACUAGUGACCUGACCAAAGAGCGCAGUGUUGCUAAACACAAUAAAGCCCCCACAGGAUGUCAUGGGCCAGAGACCUCUUUGCAAGCAGAGUGGACGAGCGAAAGACAGCAUGGGGAGAGCGCAAUGGCAAAAAGAGGAAGGAGAGCUCGUCACUAUGCAACCCACGUUACAUGAGCUGCCUGAGGGACCCGGAGGACUUAGAAACCCCUAAUGCUGCCCCUCAAAAUUACCACUUUGGGGCAGGUACCAGUGGGAGCAGUUUUGGCAUGCGCUGUGGCUGGCAGGAAGACCACUAUGGGAAAAGGAUGGUUGGUGGUGGGGAUCUGGGUCUAAAGGCUGUGAAUCUGGGCUUCGAAGAUGGUGAGCUGAAGGGUAGAAAAGAGGAGGAAUUAGGACAGUUAGCAGAGGGCAGCUGCAAGACAAUGACUGCCGCAGACUGCUGGAUGCAGGUCGUGAGGGUUUUUCAAUCCAAAAAAUUUCAGUCCACCAAGCUGGAAUGUCUGUACCAGCGCUACUUCUUCAGGCUCAACCAGAGCUCUCUGACCAUGCUAAUGGGAGUGCUGGUGGUGGUGUGUGGUGUCAUGCUUAUCUUCCACUGCAUCCACGCAAAUCUCAGUGCUGCCUACAUCUCAGUACUGUCUGUGGCUAUGGCUCUUUUCCUGGUGAUGAUGGUAGUGUGCAAUUGCAACGGCUUCCACCAAGAUUACAUGUGGAUAGUGAGCUACCUAGUGAUCGGGGUACUGAUUGUAGUACAAGUUUUUGGGGUCCUGAUGGUGUUCCCCCGCAGUGCAUCAGAGGGCAUCUGGUGGACGGUGUUCUUCAUCUACAUUAUCUAUACCUUGUUGCCAGUCAGAAUGAGAGCUGCAGUGGUUAGUGGAGCUGUGCUGUCCAUCAUACACAUAGUCACUGCCUGGCAGCUCAACCAAGGGGAUAAGUUCAUUUUCAAACAGAUCAGUGCCAAUGUGCUGAUCUUCCUGUGCACUAACAUGAUUGGGAUCUGUACUCACUACCCCGCUGAAGUCUCCCAGAGACAAGCCUUCCAGGAGACUAGAGGAUACAUUCAGGCCAGACUGCACCUGCAGAGGGAAAACCAGCAGCAGGAGCGCUUGCUGCUGUCAGUGCUGCCACGGCACGUUGCCAUGGAGAUGAAGGCUGAUAUCAGUGCCAAGAAGGAAGAUAUGAUGUUCCACAAGAUCUACAUCCAAAAACACGACAACGUUAGCAUACUGUUUGCGGACAUUGAGGGCUUCACCAGCCUGGCAUCUCAGUGCACGGCCCAGGAGCUGGUCAUGACGCUGAACGAGCUGUUUGCCCGCUUUGACAAGCUGGCUUCGGAAAACCACUGCCUGCGUAUUAAAAUCCUUGGCGACUGUUACUACUGUGUGUCAGGGCUGCCCGAGCCCCGUGCCGACCACGCCCACUGCUGUGUAGAGAUGGGAGUAGAUAUGAUUGAAGCUAUCUCGCUGGUGAGAGAGGUUACAGGUGUUAACGUGAACAUGCGGGUGGGCAUCCACAGUGGGCGCGUCCACUGCGGGGUGCUUGGCUUGCGCAAGUGGCAGUUUGAUGUGUGGUCCAACGACGUGACCCUCGCCAACCAAAUGGAGGCUGGGGGAAAGGCUGGUCGUAUCCACAUCACCAAAGCCACACUGCAGUACCUGAACGGGGACUAUGAAGUGGAGCCAGGAUUUGGAGGCGAGAGGAACGCUUACCUGAAGGAACACGACAUCGAAACCUUCUUGGUGCUUGGCUGCAGCCAGAAAAGGAAAGAAGAGAAAGCCAUGAUGGCUAAAAUACAGCGGGCACGUGCAAAUUCUGCAGAGGGACUGAUGCCACAUUGGGUGCCUGACAGAUCUUUCAACAGAAACAAGGAUUUUAAAGUCUACAAGAAGAUGGGCAUCGAUGCAGUAUCCAGCAAAGAAAAUCGCUGUAUUCAGGAGGCACUGAACCCCGAGGAUGAGGUGGAUGAGUUUCUCGGACGGGCCAUCGAUGCACGCAGCAUUGACCAGUUGAGGAAAGAUCAUGUCAAGAAGUUUCUGCUCACUUUCCAGACUGACAACCUUGAGAAAAAGUACUCCAAAAAAGUUGACGAUCGUUUUGGGGGAUAUGUGGCCUGCACACUUCUUGUCUUCUGCUGUAUUUCUUUGAUUCAAGUUAUUAUUUUCCCAAAAACAACACUUAUGCUCGGCCUUUACAUUAGCAUCUUCAUCAUCCUCGCCAACAUCCUCUUCAUCUGUGCCAUCUACUCCUGCAUCAAACUUUUUCCAGCUGCCUUGCAGACAGUGACCAAGAAAAUAGUCCAGUCUCGAGCAAACAGCACAGUGGUGGGCAUCUUCACUGUCCUCCUCCUCUUCAUCUCUUCUUUUGCUAACAUGUUUAUAUGCAGCAGAGAGAACCUGGAGGACUGUGUGGCCAAGGAGUUGAACACAUCAGUGACUUUCUGCCUUCUUCAUAACCUGACCAGGAUAGCAGAGGACGGUUUGACUCUGUGUUCCAGCCAGACUAUGCCCUGCCAUUUUCCAGAGUAUUUCAGCUACAGUGUGUUGCUGACCCUGCUGGCCUGCUCUGUGUUCCUCCACAUCAGCAGCAUAGGGAAGCUGGCUCUGAUGCUUUUCAUCCAGCUCACUUUCCUCCUGCUUGUGGAGUGGCCUCAGGUGGCCCUGUUUGACAACGCAGACCUGCUGGUCAUUGCCAACACUUUCCAAUUACCACCUGUUAAUGAUUCUCUGCAACAAUUUGGUUUCAGUGAAACUGCAGAACAGUGCCUCAAGAAUGUGACAAAGGUCUCCCUAAAGGUCAUGACUCCUGUUAUCCUCACAGUUUUUGUUCUGGCUCUUUACUUGCACGGCCAGCAGGUGGAGUCCACCGCACGCCUUGACUUCCUCUGGAAGCUGCAGGCUACAGAGGAGAAGGAGGAGAUGGAGGAGCUUCAGGCGUACAACCGCCGCUUGCUCCAUAACAUCUUGCCCAAGGAUGUAGCCGCCCACUUCCUUGGACAAGAGCGUCGGAACGACGAGUUGUACUAUCAGUCAUGUGAGUGUGUUGCCGUCAUGUUUGCCUCCAUAAGCAACUUUUCAGAGUUUUACGUGGAGCUGGAGGCUAACAACGAGGGGGUGGAGUGUCUCAGGUUGCUCAAUGAGAUCAUUGCUGACUUCGAUGAGAUUAUCAGUGAAGAGAGGUUCCGUCAGCUGGAGAAAAUCAAAACCAUCGGCUCCACCUACAUGGCAGCUUCUGGCCUCAAUGACUCCACCUAUGAUAAAGAGGGACGUUCACACAUCCUGGCUUUGGCUGAUUAUGCCAUGAGGCUUAGAGAGCAGAUGAAGUACAUCAACGAGCACUCCUUUAACAACUUCCAGAUGAAGAUAGGGUUGAACAUGGGGCCUGUGGUAGCAGGGGUGAUAGGAGCUAGGAAACCUCAGUAUGACAUCUGGGGGAACACGGUCAAUGUGGCCAGCCGGAUGGACAGCACAGGAGUACCAGACUACAUCCAGGUGACCACAGACUUGUACCACGUGCUGGCAAACAAUGGAUACCAGCUGGAAUGUCGAGGUGUCGUCAAAGUGAAGGGGAAGGGAGAGAUGACCACUUACUUCCUCACCAGCGGCCCCCCAGGUAGUUAAUGAGAGACCAAUUGACCACAGAGUGACUCCCACUGCACUGAUACGUCAGAGACUGCAGAGAGGCAGAGAGUGGUCAGCUCGAAGCGCGGUGCAAGCACGGUGGGGACAGUAGAAGGCCAGCAGGGACGAGACUGUAUGUUGCCACGUACUCAAAUGCACAGAUGAAGGGUGUUGUUCGCGUUAGAAGGUUUUUUUUUUCUCCCCAAGCUGCCCGAGAGAUAAUGAAGCCCAGUUGCCUUAGGACGGACACUUGUGUUUAUGAGCAAUAGUAUAAGUAUUUCAUCUGGAUCAAUUAUUUAUUUUUUGUGAAAAAAACAAACAAACUAUGUUUCAUAAAAGAAUAUAUGCAAGGACAACACUAAGGAUGAAAAUAACCAAAGAAUAAAUGUUUGACAUUUGACACACACUAAUGAAUCUGCUCAAAAAGUACAGUAACCUUAAGUAAUUUAUUCAUCUUUUGUGAGCAAAGGCCACGGAAAUGUCACUGUCACUGACAGGCACGAACACUUAUUUUGUUGUGGACUUAAUGAUGAAGGAGAACGUGCACAUAUAUGCAGACAGCCAACGCAGCAACCCCGUCUCGGACUUUUGUGUUUCUUAUCAGGGCUGUAUUUGUUUCUUCCGGUCUGUAGUUAUUAACAGUCUGGACACUUGGCUGUCUGUGGUUCCCUCAAAACUCUGAACAUUUGUUCUCUGCAAAAAAACAUGGGGUUUUUUUGUUUGUUUUUUUUUUUUGGUUUUUUUUUGUGGCUCAAGCCAAAAACAAGAAGUACAACGUGAAGGAAGCACGACUGCAUUAGUGUCACGGAAAUGAAGAGAGACUGUUAAACUCUUAUGAAAUGUUUUAUACUAGUGUGCGUGCGUGCAUGGGUCUCUGUGUGUGUGUGUGUGUGUGUGUGUGUGUGUGUGUGUCAGAAAGAGAGAGAAAGAGUGUUGUAUGGAUGAGUGUGUGGGCGUGAGAACAUGUAACUGAAUGCUGUUCUUGUGCUGUUCUUUAUCUAUAAAGGGGCAUACUGUCACUUUUCACUGUGAGGUUUUUAAGAUACUGUAAGACAAUGCUUUCUUGCCAAACUGGUUGCUACAUGGCAUGUUUUAUAUUAUUCUUGGGAGUAGUGUGUCCAUUCCUGAUUUGUGUGUGUGUGUGUGUGUGUGUGUGUGUGUGUGUGUGUGUGUGUGUGUGUGCGUGUGUGUGUGCGCGCGCAAAAUGAUAAUUUGAAGAAAGUUAUGUCUUCUAUGCCUUUUACUGGACUGUGAUUUUUGACUGAUUUCAUUCCAACUGAAAGCCUACAGAGGCACAUUUUUGGAUUGUGAAAUGGUUUCCUGACCGCUUCAGGAUUAAGUGUAUGCAGAAAUUUUAUGUCUGCUCUGUAUUGCCUUGAGAUUAUGCAGUUCCAAGGUCCACAUUCUUCAUGGACUAGUGUACACUUUACACAACAGUAUUUGACCCUAUUUUGUAUUUGCCACAUGGAAGCUUGUAACCCCACCCCAACCACCCCCCACCCAAAUGAGUCAUAUGAAUGUAUGCAACAAUGAAUAUUUCUGCCCAAAGUUACUAAAGAACACUACUCUUUUCCUAGCCUUUGGUACUACAGGAGGAGCUGGAUUAAUCUACUGGUGGUCAGAUUGAUUCAACUACAAGGAGUAUUUAAGCAAACUUUACACUUGGUGUUGAUAUGCUCACUUUUCUGUCCAGAAAUGCCUUCACGGGCUGCAGAAAAGACCCUCAAUUUUGCUCGUCCCUCUCUGGCUUAAAUAUGAAAGGUUAACAAAACACAGUUGCGUUCACUUUAAAAAGUGGCAGUCCAAGAGUUGUGCAUUAGUGCAUUUUAAAAUUCCCCUUGCAAAAAAAUUCAAUAAAUGGCUGUUUUUACAUUGA
This is a messenger RNA of Archocentrus centrarchus (flier cichlid), 5873 nucleotides long. Its product is annotated as adenylate cyclase type 6-like. The transcript is spliced from 24 exons. Gene Ontology annotation, biological process: adenylate cyclase-activating G protein-coupled receptor signaling pathway; cAMP biosynthetic process; intracellular signal transduction. Gene Ontology annotation, molecular function: adenylate cyclase activity. The coding region runs from base 437 to 3997 and encodes 1186 amino acids. Gene Ontology annotation, cellular component: plasma membrane. The record is from RefSeq and is a predicted model, not a curated record. NCBI's taxonomy places the organism in Eukaryota, Metazoa, Chordata, Actinopteri, Cichliformes, Cichlidae.